Messenger RNA from Lagenorhynchus albirostris (white-beaked dolphin), 2175 nucleotides. RefSeq names its product corticotropin releasing hormone receptor 1 (gene CRHR1). The record is from RefSeq and is a predicted model, not a curated record. The transcript is spliced from 13 exons. NCBI's taxonomy places the organism in Eukaryota, Metazoa, Chordata, Mammalia, Artiodactyla, Delphinidae. The coding region runs from base 83 to 1330 and encodes 415 amino acids. Gene Ontology annotation, biological process: cell surface receptor signaling pathway; adenylate cyclase-activating G protein-coupled receptor signaling pathway. Gene Ontology annotation, cellular component: plasma membrane; neuron projection. Gene Ontology annotation, molecular function: corticotropin-releasing hormone receptor activity; corticotropin-releasing hormone binding; G protein-coupled peptide receptor activity.
CCGAGCCCUCACCCGCCGGCCGGCCCCUCUGGGAUGUCCGAGGGACCCAGGCAUCCAGGACGGUGACCGAGCGAGCCCGAGGAUGGGACGGCGCCUGCAGCUCCGGCUCGUCAAGGCCCUUCUCCUCCUGGGGCUGCACUCCAUCUCCGCCUCCCUCCAGGACCAGCACUGCGAGAGCCUAUCCCUGGCCGGCAACAUCUCUGGACUGCAGUGCAACGCAUCCGUGGACCUCAUUGGCACCUGCUGGCCCCAGAGCCCCGCAGGGCAGCUGGUUGUUCGACCCUGCCCUGCCUAUUUCUACGGUGUCCGCUACAACACUACAAACAACGGCUACCGGGAGUGCCUGGCCAAUGGCACCUGGGCCGCCCGCGUGAACUACUCGGAAUGCCAGGAGAUCCUUAGCGAGGAGAAGAAGAGCAAAGUACACUACCACGUUGCCGUCAUCAUCAACUACCUGGGCCACUGCAUCUCCCUGGUAGCCCUCCUGGUGGCCUUUGUCCUAUUUCUGCGGCUCAGGAGCAUCCGGUGCCUGAGAAACACCAUCCACUGGAACCUCAUCUCGGCCUUCAUCCUGCGGAAUGCCACGUGGUUCGUGGUCCAGCUCACCAUGAGCCCGGAAGUCCACCAGAGCAACGUGGGCUGGUGCAGGCUGGUGACAGCCGCCUACAACUACUUCCACGUGACCAACUUCUUCUGGAUGUUUGGCGAGGGCUGCUACCUGCACACAGCCAUCGUGCUGACGUACUCCACCGACCGGCUGCGCAAGUGGAUGUUCAUCUGCAUCGGCUGGGGUGUGCCUUUCCCCAUCAUCGUGGCCUGGGCCAUUGGGAAGCUGUACUACGACAAUGAGAAGUGCUGGUUUGGCAAAAGGCCUGGGGUGUACACGGACUACAUCUACCAGGGCCCCAUGAUCUUGGUCCUGCUGAUCAAUUUCAUCUUCCUUUUCAACAUCGUCCGCAUCCUCAUGACGAAACUCCGGGCAUCCACCACGUCUGAGACCAUCCAGUACAGGAAGGCUGUGAAGGCCACCCUGGUGCUGCUACCCCUCCUGGGCAUCACGUACAUGCUGUUCUUCGUGAACCCCGGGGAGGACGAGGUCUCCCGGGUCGUCUUCAUCUACUUCAACUCCUUCCUGGAAUCCUUCCAGGGUUUCUUCGUGUCUGUGUUCUACUGCUUCCUCAACAGCGAGGUCCGCUCUGCCAUCCGGAAGAGGUGGCACCGAUGGCAGGACAAGCACUCGAUCCGCGCCCGCGUGGCCCGCGCCAUGUCCAUCCCCACCUCCCCCACCCGUGUCAGCUUUCACAGCAUCAAGCAGUCCACAGCAGUCUGAGCUGGAGGGCCGUGGAGUGGCCCCCAAGAUCCACGGCUGGGGAGAUGGUCGCCGGGCUCAGCUGGCCGCCCUGUCUGUGGAGGGGACCAGCUCUCUCCCACACCCUGUGCCCCAGGAGUAGCUGGCUGGCACUGAGAGCCCGGGAGGCCCCUCCCGCACCCCCAGCUGAGCAGCAGUUCCAGGCCUCUGAGAGCAGUCUGAGCCACGGGAUGAAUGGAAGAUAAUCUAUAGGCCUGCGCUGGGCCCAGGGCCUCUGGCUCCCCUUUGCCCCAAGAAUGGAACAGAAACGGAGUGGAGAUGGAGAGCAGGGAAUCCAAAGCAGCAUGCGGGUCCCUCCAAGAGGUGUUUGCGUCCAGAGCACAAGAUGGCAGCCCAUUGGAGACCCCGGGAUGUCCUCAGCGACUGUGCGGGGCCAUCCACUCCUCCAGGAGCAUCAUGGGAAACUCUUGUGACAGCGUUCAAGCCACCGUGAUGAUGCCUCCAGGCCUUAGCAGUGCUUUCCAACACCACUGGGAACCAAGGCCAUGUUGUCAGAAGCCCUGCAGACAUUGUUAGAAAUCAGGUGGCAUCAGACAUCAGGCCACGUCACCGAAACCCUCCCAAGCCACCGGAAAUUCAUGUGGCACUGCCACCAGAAAUGCCCUGCCUCGCUGCCUUGUACCCUUGGACCUUUACUACCCCACAGCCCACAUGGGUUCCCCCUCCUUAACCUCCUGCCCCAGGUGUCUCCCCCUUCGUGAGAUGACGGGGAGGUGGGAGGGUGACAGAGUGUCCUUGAGCAAAAGCCAGUGUGUGCCCCAGCCAAAGCCAGCCUCCCUUUGAGGGGCAGAGAAUACUGGGGGCCA